AUGGGCGGGGUGUUGCCCAGGGUUUGCCAUGCGGCACCGCUUCUCGUGACACGAGGCGUUUUGGGGCAGACUGCCACACUCAAUUCCGUGCAGCAGCAUGCCCAGCUGCUGCCCUGCGCAAGCAACUUCCAGCAGUGCAUCACUGCCUGCGGCGUGGCCGAGUUCCAGGCGCUCUACGAUUGGCUGUUGGCGAGCCCACAGCAAGCAGAGGAUGUUGAUGUGAUUGCAGCUGGCCAGGCAGCUGACCGGAGAACUUCGGGGCAAAGGACCUCCUUGGAGUCGUCGACGUUCCAGUUGCUGCGAGACGUAGGACUUUCCGUGCUCGGUUCGACUUUGGACUAUCUGACCUUGUGCCAGCAUUCAGAUGCACGGUGCGGAGAGGUCGUGGAACAGUUCAGGUCGGUCCAGGCGAUUGGGCAGGUACUCGACGACCGCAUGCGGUCUCUUGCAAAGGAAUACUUGCCCGAGACCGGGGUGCGAUCGCCGCUUCUUCGGGUCGGGCAUAGUGUGCGAUCAGACUUGCAGGCUUUCUUGCGGCAGUUGCCAAGCCUUUCCGCGGGCCUUGCAGCAACGGAGCUCGGUGCAAGGCUGGCGCAGACCGUGGGACAGCGAGCACGCAUGCUGUCUUGGCAUCUCGGAAUGCAUGCAUGGGUUCGCGGCCUCCGUGUUCCGGGCCGCGGCGCACCUGUCCUCAUCUUACACGAAGAGUACAUGUCCUUUCAGGACAUGAUUGCCGCCGUGGUAGGCACCAUGGUGCGCAAUGGCCAGAGCCAGAUGGCGCUCGUGGAGAUCGGUGUGCCUCUGGAGGACUGGGACACACUUGCUGCUGUCAGAGACUUUCCGGGUCUGCAAUAUGCUGGGAUCAUGGCUGAGCCUGACCAGCCUUCUGAGAUUGAAGGGCGAGCUUUCAUCUUCGAGCAGCGACGAGCCGAGCUCCAGGCAUCCUUGGGGGAGCGUGGUGUGCUCUACCUCGCAUCCUUACAGAGGGCAGCCGAUGCCUUCCCGUCAAGGUCCAUGGACAUGGCCCUGGUUGAUUUCCGCGGGCGCUCUGCGGACUAUGCACAGGAGCAAAUGGCACUCUGGGAGUCCAAAGUGAAGCCCGGUGGAGUCCUGUUAGGCGUUGGCUUCUUGCCUACGUCCCCAGAGAUUGUGAUGGCUGUAUGUGCCCAACGCUUCAGCACAGAUCUGCACAUUGGCAAAGGAGGCGGGUUCUGGUGGCUCGUGGAGCCGCCGGAAGACGAGUGA
Messenger RNA from Symbiodinium sp. CCMP2456, 1245 nucleotides. The record is from the annotation of a GenBank genome assembly. NCBI's taxonomy places the organism in Eukaryota, Dinophyceae, Suessiales, Symbiodiniaceae.